AUGGCUUUCGACAUGCACGUUACGCAAAAUGAGAAUGGCAAUGAGAAAAAACGAAGACGUUGUGUCGACAAAGCUGCCGCAAACGAUAAGCGGAAUGGUUACGUGAAACAAGGAGGAUUUGCCGAGUUCAAAUAUACACGAAGAAAAGCAAAGCAGUUCUUUGAAGAAGUUCCAAUGAUACGUGCUGUUUUUACCUGCCUUUCAUACGCAUUACUUGUAGUGGUGGGGCAUUUAAGGGAGUUCUUGCGAAAGAUAGGUGUGGAUAAAAAUGAAGUCACAAGGGAAAAGGGAAACAAGGGUUUUGUUCCUUUGUAUUGCGAUUUUGAAAGCUUUUACAACCAAAAUCUUUACCGACGUGUGCGUGAUUGCUGGAAUAGACCAAUUUGCAGUACUCCUGGUGCCUGGUUCAAUGUUAUGGAAAGAGUGUCACCAGACUACAAUUGGCAUUUAAAUCUUACUGGUAAAUCAAGUCGGUGUAUUAACCUUGGGUCGUAUAACUAUCUGGGUUUUGCCGAAAACUCUGGACCUUGUGCUGAAGCUUCUCUAGAGACUUUAAUUAAAUAUGGUGCCGGAGUGUGCAGCACCAGACAGGAACUUGGCAAUCUUGAUAUCCACAUAGAAUUGGAAAAACUAGUAGCUCAAUUCUUAGGGUUAGAGUCUGCUAUGGUAUUCGGUAUGGGCUUUGCUACUAAUGCUUUGAAUAUCCCAGCCCUUCUUGGCAAGGGUUGUCUUAUUCUCAGUGAUGAAUUGAACCAUUCUUCUCUGGUAUUGGGUUGCCGCCUUUCUGGUGCAUUAGUUAAAACUUUUAAGCAUGAUGAUAUGAAAAAUUUAGAAAUUCGGUUACGUCAGUCAAUAAUUAACGGCCAGCCACGUACUCAUAGACCAUGGAAAAAAAUACUUAUAAUUGUUGAAGGUGUAUACAGUAUGGAAGGUUCUAUUGCCAUUUUACCUGAAUUAGUGAGACUGAAGAAGAAAUAUAAUGCAUAUCUUUAUCUGGAUGAAGCACACAGUAUUGGAGCUUUGGGUCCAAAUGGACGAGGUGUUGUAGACUAUUAUGGGAUGGAUCCCAGGGAUGUGGAUAUAAUGAUGGGAACAUUUACAAAGAGUUUUGGAGCAGCUGGCGGGUAUAUUGCAGGUACUAAGGAAUUGAUAGCACAUUUAAAAUUUCGUUCUCACAGUUCGGUUUAUGCUACCUCUAUGUCGCCACCAGUGGCACAACAGAUUAUAUCAAGCAUGAAAAGCAUCAUGGGAUUGGAUGGAACUAAUACAGGUAGUCAACGACUUCAACGGUUAGCAUGGAAUACUCGGUAUUUCCGUCGACGAUUACAUGAAAUGGGUUUUAUUGUAUAUGGAAACGAUGACUCACCAGUGGUGCCGUUGCUGAUAUACCUGCCAUCCAAAGUCGUAGCUUUUUGUCGAGAAUGUUUGAAAAGGAAGCUUGGAGUUGUGGUGGUUGGGUUCCCAGCAACAUCAAUCAUAGGAGGGAGAGCCAGAUUUUGUAUGUCUGCCUCGCAUACCAAAGAAAUGCUUGAUACGGCCUUGGAUGUGAUCAAAGAAGUGGAAACAAUACUGCAAUUAAAAUAUUCCAAACUGCCGAUAGAGAAAAAGACAGAACUGACAGAGCAAGAUUUAGAAGAAUUACCACCUUGUACCAAUGUUUAA
Molecule: messenger RNA, 1662 nt
Organism: Saccoglossus kowalevskii
Lineage: Eukaryota; Metazoa; Hemichordata; Enteropneusta; Harrimaniidae
Product: serine palmitoyltransferase 2-like
Biological process (GO): ceramide biosynthetic process; sphingosine biosynthetic process
Cellular component (GO): serine palmitoyltransferase complex
Molecular function (GO): pyridoxal phosphate binding; serine C-palmitoyltransferase activity
Source: RefSeq, a predicted model, not a curated record